Molecule: messenger RNA, 663 nt
Organism: Zasmidium cellare ATCC 36951
Lineage: Eukaryota; Fungi; Ascomycota; Dothideomycetes; Mycosphaerellales; Mycosphaerellaceae
Exons: 2
Coding region: 1-663 (220 amino acids)
Source: RefSeq, a predicted model, not a curated record
AUGUCUACCACUACCAAGAUUGCUCAGAUCAUCAGCAUCUCGUCAGCCUUGCUAGGAGCUGGCGGGAUUGCCGCACUAUCACUCUACAAUGUUCCCCAGUUGAAAGCCCAGCCAGCGGACCGGUCACUACCCGCCAUCAGGUGGAUAUUCAGUCGGGGCUCUCACACCUUCCCGGUGGCUAUCAACACCUCGACCGCAGGCUUCCUCUAUCUGGCAUACACAUACAUCCCCCAAGAUCUACGCACCUUCACCCAGCUCUUCAAAACCGCCAAUGGGUUGAAAGUCAACGGCUACUUGGCUGCAUCAGUGCUGUCAUUCAGCAUCGCAAUCUACACGGCUUGGUUCAUGAUCCCGAACAACUUCGCACUGAUCAAGAAGAACGAGGAGAAAGGCGGGGCUCGCAGCGCCAACAGCGCCAGGACGAUGCGUGAGCAGGGCUAUCGACCGGGCGACCGCAGUGCAGAGGACUCUGUUUAUAGUAAGGGCGAGGGGAACGAGUUUACUGAUCUCAGUGGACCGCAAUCGAAGACGGAGAGUUCGUCUGGUGAGGCUGAAGACCGCAAAGUCUGGGAAAUGCUGGAUAAGUUUGGUAGACAGAAUCUCUUGCGGGCUGUUGGGCUUGGGCUGGGUGGUGUUGUUGGGCUUGUGACUGCAUUGAGUUGA